AUGGUGAAUCGUGAAGAGGUGAAGCCUUGUGCCGCAAGCUCCGUUGCCAGCACCCUGCUUGUAUCCCUUGGUCUUACUGAAGCUGAUGCAGCGGACGCUGCUCCUCGACGUUCUGGCCGCUCCAAUGCGGGAACAGGAGGUAGGAAUGCCCAGCUAGAGAAGAUCGGGGUAGUGUUAGAGGCUAAGUCCCAGAAUCGGAAGCCCAAGGGUGCCACAUCUCUUGGUACACUCAAUCCAGUGAACCCCCAGGCUCCAGAACCGCCCUGUAAAGGCCAAAAGCGCCAUCCAAAGGGUAAUGAUAUAUCAUUCAACACAGAUGAUAUAUCGCUGUAUGCCCUGCACAUUUGGGAUACAUUCUAUAUUUAG
Suillus clintonianus is the source of this 366-nucleotide messenger RNA. RefSeq lists its product as uncharacterized. NCBI's taxonomy places the organism in Eukaryota, Fungi, Basidiomycota, Agaricomycetes, Boletales, Suillaceae. The record is from RefSeq and is a predicted model, not a curated record. Bases 1 to 366 code for a protein of 121 amino acids. The transcript is spliced from 4 exons.